Molecule: messenger RNA, 1422 nt
Organism: Cavenderia fasciculata
Lineage: Eukaryota; Evosea; Eumycetozoa; Acytosteliales; Cavenderiaceae
Product: acid ceramidase-like protein
Exons: 3
Coding region: 1-1422 (473 amino acids)
Source: RefSeq, a predicted model, not a curated record
AUGGAUGAUCCAAAUGCAUUAUCAGUGGCACAAUUAACUGAUCAAUUGGGAUUACACAGUCUUAAACGAAAAUGGCAUGUGCAACCAACAGUUGCUAUUAGAGGUGAUGUUUUGGAUUGUUAUAAUUCAUUUUUCGGUCGUUUCGUAUCAAUUUAUGGUACAAUCAAUGGACAAGCAGUAGGAUGUAAAGGAACACUUAACGACUAUGCAUUGUGGACAGAACAACCAACACCAGUAGCAGAAGUAGCCAAUGGUAAAUUAUUUGUUACAGGUCCAGAAAACAACACUGUCAACGUCAUACAUGUCUAUGGUACACCCUAUCAAAUGGGUUAUGCUCAUGGUCAACUUUUAGCACCCAAGAUCCAAAAGAUGAUUCCCUUGUUUUUCCAGUACGGUGAACUUAGUAUUGCACAGUUUGUAGAAAAGUUCUCAGACAGAAUCCCCAAGGUAUUGCUUGAAAUCAUCGAGAAACUUGGUCUUGAAGCUGCUUUGGACUACAUCAUUGAAGAGACACGUCCAUUCACACCACCCUAUUUCUAUGAAGAGCUAAAGGGGUUGGCCGACGGCUCUGGAGUCAGCUACACCCUUUUGCUUCAAGUCCAUAUGUUCCCCGAGCUUACCAAGGCUGCCUGCUCGAUCAUUGGAGCAUGGGGAGAUGCCACCGACGAAGAAUUUAGACUGUUGCAACUCCGUGCCUUGGACUGGGGACUUUCUAGCCCGUUGAAUGCCUACCCCAUGGUCAUCGUCUACCAUCCACAAGCUGGCAAUGGUAACCCAUUUAGCGUGUUGGGUUGGACUGGUUUCAUUGGUGCUUUGACAGGUUACUCUCGUAAUCUAGGUAUUUCACAAAAAGUUUGGCUCAUGUAUGACGGUGAAUACAAACAUGCCGGUAUUCCAUUCUAUUUCAUUCUCCGUGACAUGCUCCAAUACGACAACACCGUCCAAGAAGCCAUCACUAGAAUCCAAGAUGCUCACCGUACCUGUUCCAUCUUUUUGGGCAUCGGAUCCAACUCUACCAUGACUGCCGACGUCGUCGAGUAUAGUUAUAGUUAUGUCAAUAUCUUUAAUGAUACCACCCCAUUCCCAGGCUACAAACCAUCACCACCACAACAUCCCAUUCUCAAGGAUAUUGUCUAUGUUGACCGUCACCCUCAACCCUCCUCGGACCCAUGUCUUGCCAGUCUCUUGCAAACCUACUAUGGAGCCAUUUCACCGCUAAACAUUAUCGACACUGUUUCACAAUCACAAACUGGUGAUCUUCACAUUGCCAUCUACGACUAUUACAACAACCAAAUGUACGUCUCGGUUGCUGCCACCACCGUUACCGAUUACCCAUUCCCACCAGGUACAGUCAUCUCUCCUGCCUUUGCCAAUCAAUUCAUUCAAUUAGAUAUGAAUACAUUAUUAACUUUACCUUAUUAA